Molecule: messenger RNA, 800 nt
Organism: Pezoporus flaviventris
Lineage: Eukaryota; Metazoa; Chordata; Aves; Psittaciformes; Psittacidae
Gene: COMMD1
Product: copper metabolism domain containing 1
Exons: 4
Coding region: 62-703 (213 amino acids)
Biological process (GO): negative regulation of protein localization to cell surface; copper ion homeostasis; regulation of proteasomal ubiquitin-dependent protein catabolic process
Cellular component (GO): endosome
Source: RefSeq, a predicted model, not a curated record
CGGCGGGGACUGUCCCUGCGCGGCCGCCGUACUGGCGGGCGGUGCCUCCGCCCUCCUCACGAUGGCGGCGCCGGAGCCGCCUCAGCCGCCGCCCGAGGGCUCGAAGCCGCUGAGCGCGCUCCUCAGCGGCAUCGCCCAGGCCGCCUACUACGGCAACGCGGACAUCACGGAGGAUCUGCUGCGCGGGCAGCUCUACCCCGAGGCGGCGCCGGAGGAGUUCCGCGCCCUGCACGCCAAGAUGGGCGGCCUCCUCCAGUCCAUUGCUUCAGCGGACAUGGAUUUGAAUCAGCUGGAGGCUUUUCUUACUGCCCAAACCAAAAAACAAGGUGGCAUCACGUCAGACCAAGCUGCAGUCAUUGCAAAAUUUUGGAAGAACCACCGGAUGAAGAUCCACGAGAGCCUGAUCAAUCAGAGCCGUUGGGGUAAUGUCCUGAAAAACAUAAACUGGCGAGUGGAUCUGAAGUCACAGUCGAGACACAUGGACCAGAUAAACACUCCUGUUGCAAUAGUUGAAAUGGAACUGGGAAAAAUUGGGCAGAGUGCUGCCUGGUUGUGUCACCUACAAAAACAGAAUCACAGAGUGGUUAGGGUUGGAAAACAUCAAAUGAAAAGCAGCAAAAGCACCUGGAAAAAAAGAGUUUUUUUCUGUGGACCAAUUUGGAAUCGGAGUUCCUCUGUUUGGAGUUUGAUGAGGCCAAGGUGAGCCAGAUGCUGAAGAAGCUCUCAGAAAUAGAGGAGAGCAUGAACUCGUUGACUCAGACCACUUAACCAAAUAAAGAGAUUGGAACUCAGAAAAUGAA